Messenger RNA from Labrus mixtus (cuckoo wrasse), 9246 nucleotides. It is a transcript of the gene sorbs2a, whose product is annotated as sorbin and SH3 domain containing 2a. Gene Ontology annotation, cellular component: plasma membrane. The record is from RefSeq and is a predicted model, not a curated record. Gene Ontology annotation, molecular function: protein binding. Bases 520 to 7074 code for a protein of 2184 amino acids. The transcript has 28 exons. NCBI's taxonomy places the organism in Eukaryota, Metazoa, Chordata, Actinopteri, Labriformes, Labridae.
AAGCCGCGGCAUCAUUCAAUAAUGACAAAAACGGAAACGAGAGGCAGGUUCAGCCCAUUUGUGGAUGGAGACGUGUGUUUAAGAGCCGGCGGAGUGGUGCUAGUGUUGUCCGACUGGCGCUUGUACUAGAAAAAUGCGGUAACAAUUUGUGUCUCUGUCGCGUCGCCUCUGCCUUGGAGGUUUAUUGUCGUGAGGAAAAAACAGGACAGGACAGCUUCACCGCAUUGCUAUUCGAGCCCCAGUGACCCCCCGAGAGAGGGAGUUGCCUUCAGUUAGCUGACGGACACCGGCUACAUCCAUGCGAGUUGAAAAACAGGUGUACGGUUUCAUCACACGGACGCAGUGCUAGCUUGAGAUCCGCCGCAGCUCGCCAAUUCUGCUCGAGUGAGCACUUCAGUCAUUUCUCGUGGAAGAGGCCGUUCACCUGACGACAUGUUGCGGAAUUAGUCCAGGAAAACAGCAUUAGUCUUAAGGAAAGUGGGUCCUCCUGCAACAGAUCAGUAAGAAGUGCAGCUCAAUAUGAAUACAGAUAGCGGAGGAACCGCUCGCCAUAGCGUGGCCUUGUCACUCGUUCUCUCUCCCAUGAAGAGAGUCCAGAGCUCACCAAAUCUAGGAACAGGGAGUGAUUCUCACUCAUCAGAUUUGGAUUCUUGGCGGUCACGCAGUGUAACAGAUGGCCUGAAGAAUGGAGAUGCUGGCAGCUCAUCUCUUGCUGCUAAAGGCUUCCGCAGUGUCAGACCCAACCUACAGGAAAAAAAGGCAACAACACAGGAUAUGAAUCACGUGCCAUUACCACCCCCAAGGAGAGAGAGUUUCCACUUCUCACCCACUGGCGCUAAUCCUCUAGACUACGACUCCCUCGUUUCCCUGGCUAAAGAUCUUAGUCCUGGAAUGCUAACAUUCACACAGAAUGAGAAGGCAAUUUUAAAAGAGUCCUACACUGUUAGCAGCACAGCUUCUUACUCUUACUCAGAGACCAGUUCAAACACAGUCCAAGAGGAACACCAGUCCACUGUUUCAAAUGAUACCAGCAGCUGUAGUGCAUCUGCUUCUGCUAACACACAGGCCCAGGAACGUAAGGUCUCUUCCCUCAAAUUAACUCCUGUAACCAUCCCUGACCCCCCGGCUCACCUCAACUCUGACAACAACCCACAAACUAAGACCACUUGUUCCCCACCAACCACUUCCCCACCUCCACAAAAGGGUCCUACCUUGUCUCCACCUCAAACACAGACAGCCUCACUUUCUGUCAGUUUGGGCCUUGAGAAUCUGAAACAUCCAGAAACUCAGCCUUCAAGCAACACAAUGGAACCCAAGGUCCAAGAUCAAGCCCCAAAUCGGAUCCCUGGUACAGCUCCAUCCCAUUCCAAGGUGGAAAUGACGAAGGCUCCUCCUGCAGUUCCACCAAGGCCCUCUGCUGCAGAACUGUUGGGCCAGGUCCUCUCUCACGCGAUGAAUGGGAGUACGAGCCAUCCACAGAGGCCUCUCUCCCCGCCGUCCUACCCUCCUCCUCCCACCUCACUUCACAGGGGGCAUCUGAGACAGAGCAGGAGUUCAGAGGGCAGCGAGACGGUUACCAGAGAGUCUGUAGUGUCGGGCCGCACAAGUGUGUGCAGCACCGUGCCAAUCGCCUGCUUCUCAGAAGAAGAGAAAAAGGUGUCUGUCAUCAAAGCUCCUCAUUAUGAAGGGAUCGGUCCUGUGGACGAGUCCGGCAUCCCUAUCGCCAUCCGCACGACAGUGGAUAGACCAAAGGAUUGGUACAAGACUAUGUUCAAACAGAUCCACAAGGUUCACAAAGCAGAUGAUGACUAUUCUGACACAUACAAUGCCACAUAUGCUGUCAUCAACAAUGAUGACUACAAUCUGUCAUCCAGCACCGCCAUGGCCCACCCUGCACCCAGGACACACACAUACAGGCCGCUCGCCAAAAGUCCCUCAGACAACGGAGGGCAUCUAGGACCUCGAGAGCCUUCCCCAUCCCCCAUACCCCCACCUCCUCCACCCAUGCCAUCUCUCCUCCAACUGAGAGCAAGGGACAGCGACCGCGACAAAGAUUCACCCGACUCGAAUGAGUGGGGACCGCCUAACAGGAAAGUGGACACACGAAAGUACCGUGCAGAGCCCAAGAGUAUUUUUGAGUAUGAGCCUGGAAAGUCCUCGAUUUUGGAGCAUGAAAGACCAACCUAUGAUGACAUAGAUUUAGAGAACGAGCCUUGGUAUAAGUUCUUUUCCGAGCUGGAGUUUGGGCGGCCGCCUCCUAAAAAACGACUGGAUUAUAAUCCAGACAUCUCCGCUCGCCAGCGCAUUGAGACUUCCCUGCACAUCGCUCCUGCUGACAAGGCUCCGGAGAGACCUGCGAGUGCCGCCAGCGAUUACAGGAAGAGAAGGAAGUCAGAGCCGUCCAGUUCUCAAGUGAAUGCUCAAUCUCAGAGCAGAGCUACAACUUCCCCUAAACCUGUGGAUGCUUACAGACCCAGCAGCAGCCUGAAGAAACCUGUGGUUCGUUCCUCACCAUCCUCACCAUCCAGAGCCAAAGGUGGGGACGCAUGCAACAUGUAUUCGAACAGUUUGACCUCACCAGGUCCUUGUCAGCCUCCCUGUCCUCCCCCUCUCCCCUCUGGCCUUGCUCAUUCCCAUGAAGAUACCAGCCAGGAAGGCAGUUCUUCCUCCAAGCAGUCUGUCUGUUUCCAAAACAGUUGGCAGACAAAAAGCCAGGAUCCAGAGACAUGGAGCAGCGUGGAGGAGGUACAGCCCUCCCCUCGCAAACUCAAGUCACGUAGCUGUGAUGACUUACUAAAUGAUGGCCAUUCUGGCUCAGAUGGGCGCAAAGCCAACCGCUCGGAAAGUGCUGGAUCACUGGUUUGUGAUGGGAGUCCCUCAGGUUCAACUGGAUCCAACUCCAACAGCUCAUUGCCCCGCCCCCAGCGGCGACGGGCGCAUGAUUCACCAGGCUUUCUCCAGCUCUAUCGGAAAAUGCACCAGAUCGACCGUGCGCAGAUCAUCCCAUCUGAUGUAAUUCGCUCUGUCCGUGCUCGCAUCCUGGAACUGGAGCGCCAACCUCACCGGCAUCGCUUCUCUCCUUGGACACUAUCUUGGGGCGUUGAGGUGCCACGUGAUACGGUGCCAAACCGCAUUUCUGAAUAUGAGCGCCUUAUUAAGAAGUCCAAAUCCAUGCCAAACUUGGGUGACAGUGAGAUGCCUUCAGGCACCACCACGCCAGGUGGCUCAUCAUCUCGAGCCAGCAGUGGUGGUGGUGGUGGAACACCUAGUUUUCCCAAACGUCGCUUUUCCAUAGAAUCUUUAUUAGAGGAAGAUAACAAUUGCAAUGGUGGAACAGGGCCUCACACCAUGGAUCACUUGCAUCGGCCUCGCAGCCCACCUGAGGGCCAGCCUCGUGUUGGGCCAGAGCCUGGCUGUGGGCGGUCCUUUCCUGCUCCCCCUGUUCCUCGAGGCCCACAGGCAAACCCUGACUACUCUGACAGCGAACAAGAUGCUGUUGCCUCAGACCUCAGUGACUUCAUACAGGUGGAGGGUUCCUCAUUUUGCAGCGAGAGUGACUUUGACCACUGCUCCCUAACCUCCUCCGAAAGCUUGUACGGCUCCUCCACCCUCCAACACCAUCACCACCUCCGUCAUCACCACCACCACCAUCACCACCCUGGUCACCAAAGUCUAGGCCAGGGCCAGGGUUACCAACACCGCCACCUCAUUAGCACCUGCAAAGGCCGCUGCCCAGCCUCUUAUACCCGUUUUACCACCAUGCUUCGUCAUGAGAGAGAACGAGCACGCCAGGAUAACCAGAGACCUUCACAUCAGAGCCGCAGCAGCCAUUCACAAAUCCAGAGCUCACAGUCCCAGCAAGCAAUGUCAAAGCUGGCUUUCCUGGUCAGCCCAGUGCCUUUCCGUAGGAAAAAGGGCUCACCACCUACCUCAAGAAGAAGCAGUGGUGGCGGAGAUCGAGGUAGCCGACCCAAGUCCAAACAGGCCAUUUAUGAAGCACUAGAUGCAGCCUUGAGAGACAUUUAUGAGCACAUCCAAACAGAGAGAGGCCACAGAGGGGCCAGGGCACCUGAUGGUAGCAUCCUGAAGAGAAUACUGGCCGAAUUGCUCCCAAAUGUGCCUGAACGGAGCUCCUCCUUGCGUGGGAGGAGGGGGUGUUGGCAUGGCGGUCACUCCUCUACAUCUUUGUACCCAGAUGGCAGCCCCACUGGGUACGCCUCGCAUAGAGGGGAUCCCUCCACACCUCAGCUACAGUCACCACGGCUACAGUCACCAAUCAGUGCCUGUUAUGGACGUCACGAAGACACCUCAAACAAUAAUGAAUAUGGAGAGGAGCAGGGCAAUGGGAAUGGUCUCUGUUAUUCAGACCAGGAUGUGUCCAGGAGCUAUUCCACUAUGGAUGGGCGCCACACCCCACAGAGUAGAAGGCCUACUCCUGACAGAGAGGUCUCCCAUAAACAGAUGACACAACUUAUUCUGUUCUCUCUCCUCCAUCAGAAACAGCCUGCGAGAGCCAUUUAUGAUUUUAAGGCACAAACAGAUAAGGAGCUGACAUUCAAGAAGGGUGAUGCAGUGAACAUCAUCCGCCAGAUAGACAACAACUGGUACGAAGGAGAGCACCGUGGACGGGUUGGGAUUUUCCCCAUGUCAUAUGUGGAAAAGAUGCCGUCCACAGAGAAGCAGCAGCCGAUUCGUCCUCCUCCGCCAGCACAUGUCAGAGAGAUCGGAGAAGGGGUAGCUCGCUACAACUUCAAUGCUGACACUAAUGUGGAGCUGUCUCUCAGAAAGGGGGAGAGAGUAAUAGUGUUAAGGCAGGUGGAUCAGAACUGGUAUGAAGGCAAGAUUCCGGACACAACCAAACAGGGCAUCUUUCCUGUCUCGUACGUGGACAUCGUCAAGCGCUCCCCUUGCAAGAGCUCCACCCACCACAUUGACCCACGUGGUUAUUCUGGCAACAGGACACCGAGCUCUACACCUAUCAAGCCUUUCUACCAUCCACCUCCAUCCUCCACUACUCGUGACCUCCUCUCUCCUCAGCCCUCAGUGAGAAGGCAUGACUUAAAAGCUGUCACCAAUGAGUGGCUGUCCCUUACAAUGGAACCUUCGACGUCCACUCCAACUCACUCGCUCCCGAGCACCCCCCUACCGCCCACACCACCCCCACUCCCCGUAGACCUGGCACCUUUCCUAAAGACUCAGGAGCCCAAGUCACCCUCACCUGCUCCGUUGCAAAGAGGCUUUGCCCUCUUGACCCAGAUGUUUUCCAAGACUCCUCCUUUUAGAGAAGGGAGACCUGGUUUAGGUCACACUUCUGCUGCCUCGCUGAUUUCUCAACCAACACUCCCAUUUCCUCCUCCUCCUCCACCUCCUCCUCUUCCUCCCCCCCUUCCCCUUCCUCGUUCCUCAUUUAUCUCUCCACUGCCUGACUCUUCACUAAAAUACAACAGCGGAAAAGGAAUAGACCAAUCAGUGCACACUUCUAAGCCAGAGGUUUUUUCCUGCACAGUGCCAGAACCAUUCAAAUCCACCACACAGGCUCCUCCGAGGUCCAGUUUAAAAUUGCAAGAAAAUCAAAGCAGCAAAAUCCUUGAUUCUAAUCUGCAAGUAAAAGACCCAUAUGAUGAUCUCUUGUUGAUGAUUCUUGAUGACUUUACCAGCACAGAUAAUACUGACAAUUCAAGAUUAUCUGCUGUAGUUUCCCCUUCAUCUUCACUAAACAGUAAAUCACAGAGCAAGUUUAAGCUAAAAACAGAAGAGCCCGAUCAGCCAGCAGUGAAACCCCCAGCAGACACUACAGCAACUGAUUCAGCAGGCAGCAUUCGAUUAGAGGCGCAGUUUCCCAAGCCUGUUACAAUGGAGCCGCUUUCCCUCAGCUUGGAACAUCAGUUAAAAACUCUAAACGAAAGAGCAGGCGAGUCGCAAAGACCAUCAUCGGUGAAAGGAAGGGGAUUUACUGAGUUGUUCAUUGAGGAAGACGAUGAAACUAGAGAGGACAAAGAGGAGGACAUUAAUGAGAGACUCAGUCCACAGGCUGAUGUUUCUUCUUCUUCUUUGACACCACUUCCUGACCCAAGCCUCCCCUCAACAUCCACACCACCUCCUCCUCCAACUUCAUUACCUCCCCCUCCUACUUCUUCUUCUUCAUCUUUUGCUGUCGCUCCUUUUUCUUCUUCUGCUGUCACUCCUUUUUCUUCUGCUGUCACUCCAUUUUCUUCUUCUGCUGUCACUCCUUCUGCUGUCACUCCAUUUUCUUCUUUUUCUGCUGUCACUCCUUUUUCUUCUUCUGCUCUCACUCCUUUUUCUUCUUCUGCUGUCACUCCUUUUUCUUCUGCUGUCACUCCUUCAGCUCUCACUCCUUCUUCAGCUCUCACUCCUUCUUCUUCAGCUGUCACUCCUUCUUCUGCUGUCACUCAUUUUUCUUCUUCUUCCUCCCAUUCACAAGGACAGGAGCGUACCACCGUCCCUCCCUCUCCCCCUGUCUCCCCUCGACCCUCCCUCCCUCGCCUAAUGACAUCACCACUACCUCCAGUCUCUCCCUCUCCACCCGUCUCACCACCUCCCAUCCACUCCUCUCUGCCCUCUCCAAAUGUUCCCUCACAGCGCUCUGUUUCGAGAUCUCCCUGUCCUUCUCAUCCCAUCACAUCCUACCCUGACUCAGAUUCACCUAUUCCCUUCCCCGCCCUGCCUCCCCCUAAACCUCCCUCUCCUCCUCUUACCACCCCACGCUCUCCCCCAACUCCUCCCACUGUACCCUAUCAUGGACGUAGGUCUCCCAAGGUGAAGCAGGAUCCAGUUGUUGGUGGUAAACCUCCUCGUAGCCCCAUCUUGUCCCGGAGGUCCUACAUGUCCCACAUUAGAGGUCGAAGGCGAUUAGUACAGGAUGCACUCCAAGGUGGAGGAGAUCCGUACCAGGCCGUGUACAACUACUCGCCUCGCAACGAGGAUGAGCUGGAGCUGAGGGAGGGCGACAUCGUGGACGUGAUGGAGAAGUGUGAUGAUGGCUGGUUUGUUGGGACCUCCCGGAGGAGCAAGUUGUUUGGAACCUUCCCAGGAAACUACGUGAAGCAGCUAUAAUGACAAUUCCAGACUCCCCCUCCUGCCCCCCGCCCCACUCUGUGACACUUCACCAUCUGCACAGCACCCGCAGGACACCACCUCCCAACACUGAGCCCCCGAGGCCCGUCACACGUUUGUGUGUUUGCGUGUAUGUGUGGCUAUUCAGCUUCACACAGACAGAACAUUUAGCUCUAACUAGCCAUCUUUAAUGGAAGACUUGUAUGGAAUAAUACUGUUUUUUUUAACCGUAUCUUCUAGUCCUUAUUUUUCUAUCAAGGAGAAUCCAAACUUUGUGCUCCAGUGAGUGACCUUUAACUUCUGACAGUUAUGGAAAGAAAUCAAAGCAACUUUGCAAACACUCACUGACAGAAAAAAGGGCACCACAGCAACGCUUUUUCCUUUUUUUUUUUUUUAAAGGGCAGUAACCAUGAUCUUUUUUUGUUCCUGCACAUUCAAAAUCACUUGUUACAUUUCAUUCAGUGUUCAAUCAUAAAUAUCCCCAAAGACAUUCAGUGCAGAGUGAUGCAAAAACAGUAUUCUGUCAGCAGGCCUGUUAUACAUGAACUGUAUUGAAGAGAUUUUAGGUACAAGGAUGAUAGUUACAUGUGGAAAAGAUGCUAAUGCAUCAAUUUGAUGUGUUAAUCAAGGUAUUAAUAUGUUGAAUUUGGGGAUAGAGUUCAUACAUCUAUUAUUAUGAAGCAAUUAUUUUAAACAUUACAAACGAGUUAGUGGGAAAAACAUCACUGACACUCUGUUGAUCAUGUUCAAACCCACACAUUAGAUUAGAAACAUUUAAGAUUACAAAAAAGCAUAUUUUUGAAAUUGUUGGUUCUUCAUCUUCACUCUAAGAAUGAUGCACUUUAACUUUAACACAGUUUUGUGUUUGAUUGAUCUCAGAUUACACAACAGUUCCAUGUGGCUUUGAGGGUUUAGAGGUUCGGUCAUGUUUGAAAAGUGUAUGCAACAAUAUUGCCAACCUUUUAGGUAUUAUAUUUAUUAGGGGACAAAUGCAGGUCGAAAUGAAGAUUUAAGAAAGGAUGGAACAAACCUUUUUUUUUUUUUUUUUUUUUUUUUUUUUUACUUCUUUUAACAGCAGCAGAAUAACAUUGGAAGGAUUGUUAUUUUAUUAAUCAUCAUUGUCCAGACAAGUAAGAUGUUUCAUGGGUCAUAUUUAUGCCAGGUGUCAUGAUGUUUUAUAAGUCAGGUGUAGGAUGAAACAGCUUUUUAUCAAACAUUUUUUUCUUUUUUUGCGGACUUUGAAGGCAUCUUAUAACCAUGUUGUCAGAGAGUGUGUCACUGUUUCAUGUAGUUAUAUACUCUUAGGACUUAUUGACUAUUUCCAUGUUCUCUUGUCAUGUUCAGUCAAUAUUUGAAUGAAUUUGCGUUUUAUAUGUUCUCAUUUGACAUGUUUCACAUAGGAUGGACACUGACAACAAAAACUAUUGUUGAAGCACCUUAAGAUAUAAUUUGAUUUCUCAUUCACGCAUCAUUCGUCACACCCUGUCAUCCACUGUUUGAGCUGAAGUGUGAACACUGUGUGUGCUUGUGCGUGUGUGUGUGUGUGUGUGUGUGUUUUGUAAGUCUUUUGUAUGAGAGCUGUAAAAUGGCAAACAUCCACUUUGCUUUAUAAAAUCAGCUUUUUUCUCACCCACCAUCACAUUUUGGUUUCCUUUCUUUCUUAACAUUCUUCACCGGUGGUGCUACUUUCCACAACUUUUAGCUGUAGCCCGGCAUGUAGGCCUUCUCUUCUCCAGUUUGUUUGUUGUUUUUAAGAGCCAGUGACGUAUUCAAACUGGUGUUACUGUAGGUAGAGUGAGUCGGGUUAUGGAUCGCUGCCUUACAUCCAACUCACAAAGUUUAUAGCCAUGUAUAUGUAAACCUCUUUUGUGAUUUCCAAAAAAUAAUUUAUGCAUAAAUAGAGUAGAAAACAUCAGGAAGGUGUGCACAGAAAUGAUCACAGACAACGUCGAGACAAACUUUGAUACAACUUUAAGGGCAGAUUUGGAUUGGAGACAUGAAUUUAGAUCCUGAUAUGUUUAUACAUGUAAUGAAAAUGUUAACCUUUAUGUUAUUCAUGUUAAUAUCAAAUUCAAUGCACACUCUCGGACCUUAGUAUUUCUACAAUAUCUUAGCAUUUGUUGGACGGUUUUAUGGGGCUGUAUUGCUAAUAAAAUCCAGUUGGUAGAUUAA